GGCCAAAGUUGAAAGUUUACCAUGCCCGAUGUGAAGAACGAAAGCAUGCACACCGAUGUGGCCAAGUUUAUUAAAUUAGUUAAAAUGUAACGUUAUCUUGUUGUGUUUGUGUUAACGUUUGAAUAUGUCUUUAAGGGAGGUGCAUGCUUCAAAUCAAAAAUUGAACCAUUUGAUCUACCAGUAUUUAAAAGAGAAUGGCUUCCAGAAAGCUGCAGAAGAACUCAAGAAGCAUGUGAAGAAGGGUGGAGAACCAGAAGCCUUGUCAACAUCACUACUGGAGAUCUACAAUAAAUGGUUCGGAGAUACUUCCAAGACCACAGAAAAGGGAACAGGACCGGAUUCUUCCAAGUUAAAAAAGAACUGUCAAGCAGACCCUGAAAGCAGCACAGAGAGCUCAAGUUCAGCAGAGGAAGAAAGAAAACCUGUGAAAGGCUCCCAGACCCCAAAGCAUCAGAGCCCAGCUACUGCCAGACCAGCUAAGGGCAAGGCUGCAGUGCAGAGCACCUCUGGAGGAAAGGCCACAGUGGGGGAGAGCUCUGGGUCUGACAGCUCAGAGGUCUCUGAAGACUCAGAGAGUGAGGAGACACCACCACAGAAAAUCCCCGUGACACCCAAAGCCAAUCAUGUUCCAGCUGCAAAGGUCAAGGCCAGGUCAGCGGUCACACCAUUGACCCUGAACAAGAAACCAGCAGAGAGCAGCUCAGGGAGUGAAGAUGAGAGCCAGAGUCUGCUUCCACAGACAACAGCUGCCACAACUAAAGCUACACCAGUGAAGCAACCAAAACCAAGUUCAACAGCCAAGACAAAAGCCACUCUUGCUACCCCAGCUAAACCAGUGGUUGCUGCUACGCCAAGCAAGGCACCAUCUACUUCCCCAGCCACACCAAAAGGAAAGAAGGUGACCACAAAAGACAAGAAAGCAACAGCAACAAAGAAAGUACAGGCCUCAGCUUCAUCAGCCAAGAGGAAGAGAUGUGAAGAGAAACCAGGGGACAUGCCCGCUAAUGACAAGAGGAAGAAGCCCUCCCCUCCAAAGGCGGAGACUGUCAUGGUCGCCAUGCCUCAGACCCCUCCUGUUCCUCCUCCUACUGGGGGAGACGAGUCUGACUCAGACUCUGACACCGAACUGGAUGUGGAGAAGUGGAAGAAACUGGCACGGGAACUGUCAGACGCUGAUAUUGCCAAAAUAGACACCAUCACUGCACUGAAUGCUCCACCUGCUCCCACCUCACCUGCCUCAGCAGCAAAGAAAACAAGAGCACCGAGGAAGCCCAGGGCUAAAUCUACACUGGAAACGCCCCCAAAUCCCAGGGCCAAAUCUGCAACGAAAACACCAAAACCCAAGGCUGACACUGCAGUGAAAAAGGCUGGUCAUGCUAAAAAGUUCAAAGCUACAACUAAAAAAAAAGCCAUGGCUGAGAAGAAUGGGAAGACCAAGACACCAGCAAAAGACAGUAAAGCCAAGUCUAGUCAAGUGAAGAAGGCAGCACCUCCCUCCCCAUCCCCUGAAUGCCAAGCAGAGGAGAUCAACAGUAAUACAGCUGACCUAAUAGCUGUAGCAGACAAACAGCCACCCUCCAUGCUCUCUACCACAACACUUAAUGGAAAACAGACAGCCAAGAAAGGAAAGAGGAAAAAUGGGAACAUUAGUAAGGCUAAAGCAGAUAAUAAUCUACCAGAACCCAAGAAGAAGAAAAAGAAAAAGGAGAUUGUAGAGGAGAAGACGGAACCAGAGAAGAAGAAAAAGAAAAAGGAGAUUGUAGAGGAGAAGACGGAACCAGAGAAGAAGAAAAAGGAGAAGACGACUAAGGAGAAUGGGGCAGAAAAAGAGAAGGAAAGAAAGAAGAAACAGGAGAAGAUGAGCAGGGACAAUGAGACUGAGAAGAAACAGGAGAAGAUGAGCAGGGACAAUGAGACUGAGAAGAAACAGGAGAAGAUGAGCAGGGACAAUGAGACUGAGAAGAAACAGGAGAAGAUGAGCAGGGACAAUGAGACUGAGAAGAAACGGGGAAAAGACAAGAACAAGACUAAAGGGAAUGGCGUUAAAAGUGACCCACUACUUCCAUCCACCACAGGAACGCCUGAUCCUCCAACAGAGAAGAAGAAAAAGAAGAACAAGCUGAAACUCUCAGUGGAGAUUGCAGUGCCUGAGACUCCAGUCACCCCUGUACAGGCAUCCACAAAGACCCCUCCUAGAAAGAAAAAUAAAUCAUCUAAGAGUAAGUCAGGCCUUUAGAGAUGAAGGUCACCUACAAUGGGGCUGUGUCAAGUGUGGACCUGGACCCAGGAUUCUACCUAAAUGGUAGUUGAGCAAUAAUGGUAAAGACUAUCUGUCACACAAUGGUCUUCCUAGACCAAACCAACUGGGCCCAGCUUUUCAAAAGUUAUCUGGAUUUCGCCUAUCGGGGAGGUUGAAAUGCAUAGAAAUAGAAUUAAUAGAACAGAAGUCCCCAUUCAAGUCAAUGAUUUGUCUGUCCUAUUCAUACUAUUUAUAUGCAUUUAAUUGUAUGCGAUAGGCGAAAUCCAGAUAGAUAACGUUAGAAAAACCGGGCCCUGGGGAUUUGUUCGAUUUUCUUUACAACAUUGUAUACUGUAUUAAAUGAACACUUUUCCUGUUGGUACAUUUUAUUGAAUUUAAAACAUAGAUUUUUAUUAGUUUAUCCCCUCCAAAAUGAUUGUACAGUUUGCUGUUUUGCAUACUAUGUGAUGUGCUGCAGCUGUCUAUGUUACUGUACAUUUUAAUUAUGAUGUUUCCUUGCAUGUUUGUGUGAUAGUGACAAACAGAACGUUUUAAGGAAAUGUCAAGUUUACUAUAGCAUUAGCCCAUUCAUAGCCGCUAACUACCUUUAGGGCCUAUUGAUGAUAGUAACUUCUGACCAGGGGAGUUUUGUUAAGAGCCCCGACACUCUCUGAAUGUGAACAUGCAUUGCUUGCGGUACGAAUUUUGAAACAUAAGGAACGUACACUACCGUUUAAAAGUUUGGGGUCACUUAGAAAUGUCCUUGUUUUUGAAAGAGAAGCACAUUUUUUGUCCAUUAAAAUAAUUUCAAAUUGAUCAGAAAUACAGUGUAGACAUUGUUAAUAAUGUUGUAAAUGACUAUUGUAGCUGGAAACAGCUGAUUUUUUUAUGGAAUAUCUACAUAGGUGUACAGAGGCCCAUUAUCAGCAACCAUCACUCCUGUGUUCCAAUGCCACGUUGUGUUAGCUAAUCCAAUUUUAUCACUUUAAAAGAGUAAUUGAUCAUUAGAAAACCCUUUUGCAAUUAUG
Oncorhynchus nerka (sockeye salmon) is the source of this 3267-nucleotide messenger RNA. RefSeq names its product nucleolar and coiled-body phosphoprotein 1-like. The record is from RefSeq and is a predicted model, not a curated record. Gene Ontology annotation, molecular function: protein binding. The transcript is spliced from 11 exons. Lineage: Eukaryota; Metazoa; Chordata; Actinopteri; Salmoniformes; Salmonidae. The coding region runs from base 125 to 2236 and encodes 703 amino acids.